CACGGCAAUACCUGAAUGGAGCGUGCUGUGUAAAGGUCUGUUAAACGCACGGCGAUAACUAGAGACAAACUCGUCUCGUCCGACGAUUUGUAAGUGAUUUUUUCCUUAGACUGCGUUCGUGGGGCCGUUUUUCUUGGAAAUGCAGAACGAAUCGACUAUAAGAACCAAGUGGUAUUCCAUGCCGAAGCAAUUUGCUCUAUACUUCAUAUCAUCACCGCACAGCUCCUCAUCGUACUAAAUCAAUCCCACACUUCCACCACUUCUCCCCCGCCACCUCGUCGAUAACAUCAUGUCUCGCUACGCCGAUACCUUCGUCACGCCGAAUGGCCCUGGUGAUGCACGCCCCACUGCCCUACAAGUUCUCAAGGACGAAGGCGCCGAGGGCAAGUUGCAGGGCCAGGUCAUUGUUAUCACGGGUACCUCCUCUGGAAUCGGCAUUGAGACUGCCCGCGUCCUCGCCCUCACCGGCGCUACACUCUUUCUCACGGCGCGGGAUCUCACGAAAGCUAAGUCUGCCCUCGAGGGCGUCUUCGAUCCUUCCCGAAUGGAGCUCGUCGAAAUGGACCAGACAUCUUUCGCUUCCGUCCGCACCGCCGCCGCCGCCAUCCUUGCUAAGACGUCCAAGAUUCACGUGCUUGUGAACAACGCCGGCAUCAUGGGAACUCCCGACCUCGUCUUGACCGCCGACGGCCAUGAACUCCAGUUCGGCACGAAUCAUCUCUCACACUUCCUCUUCUAUAAGCUUCUCGAACCUGCUCUCCUCGCCGCCGCUUCCCCGAACCUACCCUCCCGCGUCGUUGUCCUCGCCUCCUCUAGCCAUAACGUGGCCGGCCUGAAUGAUACAGACGACUACAAUUUCCAGAAGACCAAGUACGACCCGUCGGUGUCCUAUGGCCAAUCCAAGACUGCCAAUAUUUACAUGGCCAACGAGAUCGAGCGCCGUUUUGGCUCCCGCCACCUUCACUCUACCAGUGUCCAUCCCGGCGUUAUUCAGACCGCGCUGACGCGAUCCAUGCCCCCUGACGCCUUCAAGGGGAUGGAACACAUCUACCCUACCAUGAAGAGUGUCGAACAGGGAGCCGCAAACACCGUAUAUGCGGCUGUCGGUAAAGAGUGGGAACAUGCCGGUGGCAAGUACCUUGUUGACCUCGUCGUGGCCAAGCCUUCUGCGGCGGGAGAUGACAAGAUCGUUGGUCCUGGAUACGCGACGUGGGCGUAUGACGAGGAGAAGGCGCAAAGACUGUGGAGGGAUUCGCUCAAGAUUGUCGGUCUGCCUGAUGAGCAGUAGGGAAUCUUCGGGGAGAUUUAUGUGCUGGAGAAAUAGACGAUAGACCAAAUGCCCGCUUGGAUCAGGGUCACUAUUGCUCUCAUUAGU
Messenger RNA from Verticillium alfalfae VaMs.102, 1375 nucleotides. Its product is annotated as WW domain-containing oxidoreductase. The record is from RefSeq and is a predicted model, not a curated record. Lineage: Eukaryota; Fungi; Ascomycota; Sordariomycetes; Glomerellales; Plectosphaerellaceae. The transcript has a single exon. The coding region runs from base 290 to 1288 and encodes 332 amino acids.